Molecule: messenger RNA, 4482 nt
Organism: Linum trigynum
Lineage: Eukaryota; Viridiplantae; Streptophyta; Magnoliopsida; Malpighiales; Linaceae
Source: the annotation of a GenBank genome assembly
CUUACUUACACGACAUAAAAUCAAGUAAAGUUCUUAAAGUAACGACUACUUUUUUGGAGGAAAAAUAUUCAAAAAAAAAAAAAGUUACAUUGGCAAUUUUGUUUAGGAAAUAAUGACGAACCAUUAAUAUGUUAAAGUGAAAAAAAUAUAAAAUUAACAUGCAUAUAAGUAUAUGGGCUAAAUUGCAAGUUUGGUCACUCAAAUUGCUACAAAAUUUUAUAUUUGGUCACUCGAAUUCGUUUAUUCCAUUCGUAGUCACUUAAAUUAGUUGAACAGUCCAAGUUUGGUCACUCUCCGUUAACCUCCGUCAAACUCCGUUAGUGCCGUCAGUUAACUGCUGACGUGGCUAACAGAGAUGUCUAGUCACCCAAUUUUAACCCAAGAAAGAAGAGAAAUUAAUCCGCCACGUCAGAAAAACAUGCCACCUCAUAUAAACACAACCCAAUCCACCCAACUUAAAAAAAACCAUUAACCCACCCAGAAAUCGAACCCGUGACCCAUCCACCCUUCUUCUUCUUCCUCUACACCCUUAUAGGGAUGGCAAAAAUAUCCGUAACCGUGGAUAUCCACCCGAAUCCGAUCUAAUCGGGUAGGGUAAAACCCGAACCCGAAGCAUUUUUCGUGGGUACGGGUAAAACCCGAACCCGAAUAUUGCGGGUAAUGGGUGGGCAUGGUUAUCUCACUAUCCAACCCGAACCCGCCCGAUUAUACACAUGCAUAUGUAUUUUGUCUAGAAAUAAUCAUUAUUUUUCCCUAGAAUAUUUUAUAUUUAGCAUAUAAAUAUAAUAUGUUAAUGAAAUUAUGUUGUUUUAAUUAAUUUUCGUCAUUUUAGUGAAUUAUUGUCGUACUUUUCUCUUACGUAAUGUGAAUAUACGUGUGAAUGUUAACAUAUUGGUUGGAAUUAUAAGGAGAAAUUAAAACCCAUGGAUAACCGUGGAUUCCCGAAACCCGAACGGGUUUGGGCAUGGUUUUGAUUUUCUACCCAUUUCUCGUGUGGGUACGGGUAUGGGUAAAAACCGAACUACAUUGGGUAGGGUAACGGAUAUGCACUAUCCGCCCCGACCCGACCCGACCCAUUGCCAUCCCUACAUGUUUAUAAUGAGGUUAUCAAUUGAGAGAAGGAAUGUGGUGUAUGGAAUUAGAAAAACAAUUGCUAUUUUUAAAUAACAAAGUGAUGAUUCUGUGAUUUUCAAAACUUAUGCGGGCAUAUUGUUAUUCGGCAAAAAGCUUAGUGACCGUUUCUCCCAAUUAGCCACUUUAAAAGCUCGAGUGAAAAUCUCCGUCUGCCACCAAAGAAUUCGGAAAGAAGUUUCGGGAAAAGCACAGCAGUCAGUUGCAGCAAAAAUGCCGAAAAACGGAAGUCUUCCCGCCGACCUAAUAGCGGCCACGCUCUGCCGCCUGCCGGCGAAAUCACUGCUUCGCUUCCGUUGCCUAUCCAAGUCAUGGUGCUCCGAAAUCGACAGUCCCGCUUUCGCCCAACUCCAUCUCCGCCACUCCGUCAAAACCCCUUCCAAUCUCAGUCUCAUCCUCAGAGACGGCUCUCUCCGCUCUCUGGAUUUCCAGUGUUUGGACGGCCUCGUGAAGCUGGAUCACCCUCUGGAUACUCCGUUCUUCGGAACAGAGAUCCUCGGCUGCUGCAAUGGUUUGCUCGCGCUCUACAAUUCCGAAGAGGAAAUCGUGAUCUGGAACCCUAUCACCCGUGAGCAUCGGAGGCUUCCGGAGACGGAGCUCGAGUAUCCUCCGGAGAACAUGUUCUUCGAUUUUAUCGUCUAUGGUUUCGGGUACGACUCUGUUCACGACGAUUACAAGUUGGUUAGGUUGGUCCAAUUUCCCGGCUUUCGUAAUCGUCCUUGCUUCUCCGUGGCUAAGGUCUACAGCCUCAAGGAAAAUUCGUGGCGGCGGAUUAGGGAUUUCCCUUAUCAACUUGUGUUCAAGAGGUGCCAUGGGGUUCAUGUGAACAAUGCGCUGCAUUGGGUGGUUUAUAGGAGCAGUGGAUCUGAAGGUGAGAAAUCUAUCGCUGCGUUGGAUCUCUGUAGUGAAGAGUAUCGAGUGAUUGAACAGCCCAAUUAUGGGGGGAGGAAAUUUCACCUGAAUGUGGGGGAACUUGGAGGCUGCCUCGCUGUGACUGCUAAUUACUAUCUCAAGAGAGUUGAUGUGUGGGUGAUGAAGGAAUACGGCGUGAAAGAGUCGUGGGGUAAACUACUGACGGUGAGGCAGCAAGCGAAAAAGCCUACUUUCGAAUUCGUGCUCCCUGUUGCCUAUGUGGGCAAUGGGUCCAAGAUUUUGCUUGUUCAGGAUAGUAACAAGUUUGUUUGCUAUGAUUUGAUAAGUAAGAAGGUGGAUGAGGUCGGAGUUAGCGGUCUGUCGGAUUAUUUUGAAGUAGUAGUCCUGGCAGGGAGUCUUAUGAAGCUUAACAACGGUAUUGAGGGUGUGGCAUAUGAAGCGAACUUGAUCAGGAAUGCGGCGAACUUGGUCGAUAUUGGUGAUGAUGAGUUCAACUUGGUCGAUUUUGGUGAUGAUGAGAUCCUACUCUAGAAGCAGAAUGGUGGAAAGAGCUAACUAGAGGUAAACGUUUCAAUACCUUUUUCUGGUAAAAUGAUUCAUGGCCCAAUUUGACUGAACCAAAGAUCUUCUUGGAAUUUCAUUCGUCAUUCUAGCUUGAGAAGUUCUUAUGCUGCCAUGUGAAUGGUUAUGCUUUAGCUGGUUAUGGACUUCUAUUGAUUUCAUGUGGAUAAGCUUCUCUUGUGCUUUCUAUUUUAGUUGCAGUAAUAUAGCCUAUAGAAGAGAAGGAAUUGUAUUUACUGAGUACCGAAGAGCAUAGAGUGGUCCCUUUUGUUGUCAUUGCUUUUUUUUCUUUUAGGAUAAUAGAGAGUAUGGUUUCAGUUUCAUGAUAACCUUUAGAUGCGCUGUAGAAAUAUCCUACAUUGAAAAUGGAAAGAAACUAGCCUCAGGGUUAUUAUACGUCGUGCUUCUGUCCCCAAACGGGUAGUUCCGAUCAGUGCUGAUGGUAGUUCCGAUCAGUGCUGAUGGUAGUUCCGCAGCAAGGACGGAGUUCUUUCAUUAGCAACAAUAUCUUGUUCUGGACCUUAAAGUGAGUGUUUGUCUAUGUGAGUUUCAGGAAUUUAAGUAUUUAACCGUGUGUACUGCUACAGAGAACAGAGUCGCAUCAAUUGUUGUCAUCAGGACUGCUUACUUCAUGGCAAUCUCUAGAUGUGCGGUUGAAAUAUGUUUUUUCUUCAUAUAGAAAGAUUGGAAAGUUUUAGAAGCACGAGAUUCUGAUGGAACAUGGUUUUCGUGGCUUUGAUUCUGUCUACAAAUAAGACUACAAGAGGGCCUUUGAGUGGCAUAUUAGAGUAGUUCAGAUCUGACACAAGUUUUAGUUUGGCUAAACCCUGAUCUAAUCAGCUGCAAUGCUGAAUACAAAUGGACUCGUGUGUUCUUUCGGAUUGCAAGUAUCGAAACUCAGAAACCCUUCUAAUGCUUGUAAGCAUACUGGAAAAUCGCAACGUGUUCUUGAUUUUCUUUGUGACCCCGUCUCUUUUAUUUACUGAUGCUGAUGAUUAAUGAUUUUCUGUUUCAGGUUCUGGGUGGAGUCUGCAACCUGCAGCGACAGACGGACGGACAGCUUUGCUCACCGUAAGUACCCUGUGAACUCAUGAUGAGAGCAGUCUCGUGUUUUUCUUGCUUGUGCUUCAAGUUAGGUCUCGAAUGGUGGAGAAGUCCAAUCCUCGGAGGAAGUCGAUCGACAGGCAACAUAACAUCGCGCGAUUAGCGAGCAGAAGCAGCAAACUAAUCAGUAAUUAUACCAAUCAAACUACCACACAUCUAGGCCUUCAAUUAAUGCUUGUAUUCUUGUUCAAGUGGUUGGUUAAUGGGUUUAUACUUAUUGAAUCGCCAACUUGCUUCAUGAAAACUAAGUACGUUCUACUGCCUGCCUUUCGACUGAUGGAAAUUUGACAUCUGUGAGUGAACUGAUAUGUAUAUAUUUAUAUAACUAAGUAGAGAAUAAUUCUAUCCUUUAAAUUUGUGGUAUAUACUGAAGGAAGAAGGGAUAUUGAUGCAAGUAGAAUAAUCAUAUGUAUGGCCAGAUUGAUAGCCCUCGUCUGGAAGGUAUGUCUACGUAGCGGAAUGGGAGUGGGUGUUGUUGAGACUAAUUAAUGGUUUGGUGUCAGAUUUGCUCCAUUUAAUUAGCUUCUUCGCAUGUAAUUAAUGAGAAAAGCUCAGGCGACGAUGCAAGCUCAGGCUCCGAUAAUCACUCGUUGCAGAGAUGUCUUUGUGGAGAUGCAGAUUCCGUGCUUAAUUAUUUAGGUCAUAGUCAUUGUUCAUAAUAUUGCUAUUGCUGUUCGACGAGACACGUAUCUUAAUAUUCAUAUUCAUCUCGCAUCGAACCCUGGUAAAUGUUGAGUAAUACUCAUUCAUUUAUGGGUCGAGCCGUCGAGGCAUGUCGAUCCAUUCUCAUGUGAAUAUAUGUACAGUUUUGUU